Durio zibethinus is the source of this 2304-nucleotide messenger RNA. The record is from RefSeq and is a predicted model, not a curated record. NCBI's taxonomy places the organism in Eukaryota, Viridiplantae, Streptophyta, Magnoliopsida, Malvales, Malvaceae.
ACUUCAUUUACAUCUAUCAAAGAUCAUCUCCAAUAUUUAUGAAAUAAAAUCUUAGCCGUUGGAUUGCACACCUGGAAACUCCUGCGGGUCAAGCUAAAGUCUUCAAUAGUACUGUAAGCGCAAGCUGGCUCCAACCCUGCCUUCUACUGGAGAAUGAUUUUCAAGGUACCGUUAGGCAAAAUAAAAGAAAUGCCAACCUUUCGGAAGUUAAAAAACCCACUAGAAACACAGAAGGCGGAAUUCAAGUUCCAGGUUGCCGUGUUGGAACUUAAAAUUUCAACUCCAAGCUUAUACCAGAAAAUAUCUGUCAAAGAACAACAUUCCAAGUUAUAAGCACAAAUUAGCCUUACGAAAGCAAAGAUGAGAACAUGUGAUGGACUCCGAAGAUGGUUCAGAUUGCCUGAACUACUGGUCACAUUCACUUUUGGUCUGCUUUUCGGUAAGGGCCUGAUAACUUACGUGCUGGACAACCUCGUAACAUUCCUCACGGAUAUCUGGAAGUUGAAACUAAAGGAAGCUGCAGCAAUCGUCAAUCUUCAAGAGGGUCUAAGGAACAUGUUGCAGAUUCAUGUUGCCUUCUGCAUCGAUGCUUUCCUUGGUUAUCGAUGGAUGUUGUUUCUUUCUAGUCUUCUAUAUUCUGCUGGACUUGGCCUUUUAGCAUUCUCAGUGCCUGAAUACUUUUUCAACAAAGAAAAAGUAUGUGUUCCUGUCGAGAAAGUUAAAUUUUAUUGUUUUAAAAAGUUGAAACAUACACCAUUCUGGGAAGGAUUAGCUCUUCUGAUUGUUGGUGGGGCUGCACAAGUCAUUCCCCUUUACUCCCUUUCUUUUGACCAAACCAAGGUUUUAAGAGUACCAAAACACUGUACAGAAACAAGGGUUAAAGUUGGAUGCCGCCAGCUUAAGGUUAAAAUAGGAGGCUGGCGGAAAUUGCAGCUGAGAGUAAUCGGAUGGCUUUGCUUCGUAUACAUGAUGCUGGGAACCAUAACAUCAUUCUAUGGUUUUAUCUCUUUCCAAGACAAUUGGCAUCAGCGUUUUUUGAUAUCAGCCAUUGCGAUCGUAAUUGGUUUACUUUGGUUUGUUUGUGGUUUCACUUUCUAUGGACCUCGUCGACUGCAACUAAGUCCUCUUUCAACUAUGCUACGUGCCUUGAUUGCCGCAGCGCGGAAGUGGGGUCUCAAAUACCGAGGAAAUUUAAACCAACUUCAUCGUGGUGAUGGAGACAAUCAAAAUCUACUCCCUACAGACCAUCUUGAGUGGCUCAACAAUGCAGCAGUCAAAGAGUCAUCAGCUGCCGAUGAUGAAUUAAUAACUUCUGUUAAAAAGGGAUGGAGACUUUGCACAGUGAGAGAAGUAGAGCAAGCAAAACUUCUGUCAAAUAUUAUUCCAUUGUCUGUGACUUUCAUCGCGUAUGGCAUGGUAGAAUCUCUUGGUAAUACCUUCUUCAUUGAGCAGGCAAACACAAUGAGCGGUGGUAUCCCAGUUGUAGUUUUGCAGAUGAUACAAUGGAUUUCUAAAAUUUCAGUCAAUAGGGGGUAUAAAAUGGUGUUUGAAAAACGAAUAACAAGAAUAAAAAGACGGUACUCUGAUGGGGUGAAGAUUGGCAUUGGUAUGUUGGCCUCUAUAAUAUGCUGCGCUGUUGCAUCAUCAGUAGAGGCCAAACGGUUAAAAGCUCUGAGACAAGAGGGGCUGUCAAAUGAUCCAGAAGCUCCUGCUCCCAUUACCGCAUCUUGGUUGCUUCUGCAAUUCUUUUUCCUGGGUGCAAUGGAAGGAUUAGCUGACGAUGGCAUCCAGGAUUUCUUUGGUCAUUAUGCCCCAGAUUCAAGGAGAUAUGGACCUGUAUUUACUAGCACGCUUACCGGAUUUGGAACAAUACUAAACGUAGGAUUCGUAGCUAUUCUAAAUUAUUACACCGAAUCCAGAUACAGAGAAAGCUGGCUUGGUGAUAGUAUAAACCAAAGUCGUUUGGAUUAUAUCUAUCGCGCAUAUGUCAUUCUGGCCCUGUUAAACUGUUUUCUCUAUGCUUUUGUCUCCACUCGGCAUUCUUAUGAUAAUAUCAUUGGAAGUCCAGAAGAAGAACUAGAAGAAAUACCAUUCUUGGAAGUAGAAGAAACAGAAGCAAGAGACCAACAGAACAACCGAGGGCAAGGGAAUGAUCAGUUGCAUAGGAUUUCAGUGCGUUAGCCUUCUGAUUUAUCAAGGAAUAGGUAGAAGGGGAUUCAGGGUUGGGGUCACCUUAUUAGAUUGACCCAGAAGAUGAUAACUUGAAUUUGUUGAAUGAAAAGCUAUUCUCCUUCAGGAUUGCUA